This is a messenger RNA of Camellia sinensis, 1289 nucleotides long. Its product is annotated as GATA transcription factor 16. Gene Ontology annotation, molecular function: sequence-specific DNA binding; zinc ion binding. The record is from RefSeq and is a predicted model, not a curated record. Gene Ontology annotation, biological process: regulation of DNA-templated transcription. Lineage: Eukaryota; Viridiplantae; Streptophyta; Magnoliopsida; Ericales; Theaceae.
CGAGCAUGAACAUGUCGGUUCUUUUUAUUAAUUCGAGCCAACAACAGCAGUACAUCUCUCUCUCUAGAGUAUACACUUUUUCUCUCUACAUUUUCCAUCUAAAUCAACCUCCUCCGCCAUAUCUGUGUUGUGGGUUUUGUUUAUCACCUCUCUUUCUUCAAUGCAAAACAUCUAUUUCACUCUAAACAUCUCUGAGAUCUUCUCUGUUUUCCUCUUUCUCUCUCUACAAUCUGGCUCUGUUCCUCUCUUUCUCUCUCUGUUCUGUAUUCAAGAAAUGAUUAGGGUUUUCAGACCCACAAAAAGUGUAUAUUUUUUAGCCUUUUAAAAAACUGGCAAGCGUACUCCAGAAACAAUUCUGGGCCUGUUUCAAAAACACUGUAAAGCAUAUCAUGAAUCUGAGCCAAAAGGAAUCAAUGUCUGAAGAAGUGAAUGAUGAGAUGAAGAAAUGUUGUGCUGAUUGCAAAACCACAAAAACACCACUGUGGAGGGGUGGUCCAGCUGGGCCCAAGUCACUGUGUAAUGCUUGUGGGAUAAGAUACAGAAAGAAGAGGAGUGCCAUGGGGGGUUUGAACAAAGCACCAGAGAAGAGAAAAGAGAGAUCCUCCACCUCCUCUGCUGCCGCCACCGCCGCCGCUGCCACCGCCGCCAAGAACAAGACAAGUAGUAGUAGUGGUGAUAAUGGUAAAGGUGUUAAUUUGAGUGAGGAUUUGAGGGCAAGAUUGAUGGCGUUAGGGAAGGAAAUGGUGAUGUUGCAGAGACAGAGGUCUCCAAUGAAGAAGAGACAGAGGAUUAGUAGAAAGUUCGGAGAAGAAGAAAAGCAAGCUGCCUUUUUGUUGAUGGCUCUGUCUUGUGGCUCUGUUUUUGCUUAGAAACAUAGACCAAAAAAACAAAACAGUGUCAAAACAGAGGGAAAGUAUCAGAUAAAUAAGAAAUGGAAAAAAACUAUAUUCAAAUUAAUGGAGUACAACUCUCACUUGCACCUUCAUUGGUUUGUAAUUAGUUUUUUUUUUUUUUUUGAUAUUUUUCCUCAAACAAUGUAUUGAUCAACCAACACACCUUUUCAACUAGUUUUGUGUUUGUUUUUGUUUUUUUAUAGCAAAAAUGAAGUAUCCCUUUUAGGGAGAGACAAGGGAAAGGGAAAGUGAUGGUUGAAGUGUGUCUUUUGUAUUUUUAGGUAAUAUAGUUGGUGUGGAAGUGAUAGUUCCUUAUUUAUGAUGUACAUAAGAAUGUUUUAAUGAAUUUGGAAUUUAUUGCUUUUAACAAGUGGUGUUGUUUACUCUUUUGGGAUA